Messenger RNA from Blumeria graminis f. sp. triticale, 1332 nucleotides. NCBI's taxonomy places the organism in Eukaryota, Fungi, Ascomycota, Leotiomycetes, Helotiales, Erysiphaceae. The record is from the annotation of a GenBank genome assembly.
AUGGAGUUCAAGAAGACCCUAUCUUUUUUAGAAUGGCUUCCAAAAGUUGGAAUAAAAAUGUGCCAAGGAAUAAAGAUAGACGAAUUCCUCCCAGAUAGAGGAAGAGGCAUUGUGGCAAUUAGAGAUUUCUCAGAUGGUGAAAUAAUCCUCACCAUACCGCGGUCCGCACUACUCAAUUCUGAAACGGCUGGCAAACUUCUUGAUCCCUCUACAAUUGGAUCUCUUAGUAAUAUGCCCGAAUGGCUGAAUCUGACCGCUCUAAUUCUCGCUGAGGCUCAAAAUACUAACUCACGAUGGGGGCCUUAUUUAUCUAUAUUACCCGAAAAACUUGACAGCCUCAUAUUUUGGUCACAGGAUGAGCUUUCUGAAUUACAAGCAAGCGCUGUUGUCCAUAAAAUCGAAAAAGAAUCUAGCGAGAAGCUCUUUUCAGAACACAUAAUGCCUCUGGGGCUAAGUAAUGUGAACUACUAUUUAUGUCAUUUGAUUGCAUCUAUCAUCAUGGCAUAUGCGUUUGAUGUUCCAGCCAUGCAAUCAGAAGAUGAUGAUGAUGGGGAAAAUGACACUGAUAUGCUUGUCUCUGAUGAUGAGAAAGAAGAAAGUACGUUAAGCAUGGUGCCUUUAGCUGAUUUAUUCAACGCAGAUGCAGACAAAUGCAAUGUGAGGCUAUUCUGUGAUAAAGAAGACUUAGAGAUGAGGACUGUUAGACCAAUACUAUCUGGUGAAGAACUAUUUAAUGAUUACGGAGCCCUUCCGCAGACCGACCUACUUCGGCGAUAUGGAUAUAUCACUGAGAAUUAUGCACGAUACAAUGUAGUUGAAAUAUUUUCAAGAACCUUGAUCUCAUUAUUUACCAAUCAAAGUGCCUCUGAACUUCCGGAGAGCUUAUCUUUGAAUCCAAUGAAUGAAAAAUAUUUGAAUGAAAGAAUAGCAUUGGCAGUUCGAGAAAAUAUUUUCGAGGAAUCUUACGACAUUUAUCAUUCGUUUAUAGAUGAACCAAGCAUUCCUGAGCAGCUAAUAGCAUUGGUAUAUAUACUUCUUCUUCAAAAAAGGCAUUUUAUGGCAAUCGAAUCAUCGUUAGAAACUCUUCCUGGUCGAUCAAAGCUUUGCACUGGACUUGUCGGUCAGGUUCUUGUAGUUGCUUUCAAGAAAAGAGAAACUGAAUAUGCGACUUCACUAGCCAUGGACGAAGAAAUUAUAAAAUCAUCUGGCCUUUCAAGGCGAAUGCACAUGGCGGUAACUGUGCGACUCGGUGAAAAGAGGAUCCUCCAGGAAGCGAUUCAAGAAGCCUCAACAUUUUGUGCAAGCAAUAAAAGAAUGAUCAACAAUGACUAG